Messenger RNA from Aegilops tauschii subsp. strangulata, 630 nucleotides. Lineage: Eukaryota; Viridiplantae; Streptophyta; Magnoliopsida; Poales; Poaceae. The record is from RefSeq and is a predicted model, not a curated record.
AUGCAUCUUGACCCCAAACGGACAUCCCCCGCCCGCGUCGAGCUCCUCCGCCUUGCCGUCGCACCCUGCCUCGCCGGAGCGCGCCCGCCCCGAGCUCCUGGGCUAUCCCGCGCUUGCCGGAGCGCGCCCGCCGCGCAGCCCCACCCCGAGCUUCCCGGCAGCCCCGCGCUGCGCGCCGCCCGGCGCUCGCCGGAGCACGCCCACCCCGAGCUCCCGGGCCGCCCCGCGCUCACCGGAGCGCGCCUGCCCUGCCCCGAGCUCCCCACCCACCGCAACGCCGCUAGAGCGCGCCGCCCCGAGCUCCCCAGCACGCGCGCCCGCCCUUUCCUCUGCCGUCGCCGCCGCGGCCCCGGGAGCACGCGCCGCCCCGCGCGGCGGGGGCGCGUCGGCAGGCUAGCGUGGCGGGCGUGCGGCGCGCGCGCGGCAGGCGGCGGGCUGGCGGGCGGCGGAGCGUGCGCGCGGAGCAGUGGCGGGGGCGCGGCAGGCGGCGGGCGGGCGCGCGGCGCGUGGCGGGCGGAGCAGCGGCGGGGGCGCGCCCGAGCAGCGGCGAGCGGCGGCGGGCGCGGGGGAGCAGAGCAAGCAGCGCGGCGGUGUGAAUUGGCAAUGCAUGGACUCACAGGCCAGAUCUGA